AUGUCAUACUGCCCAGAGGUGAGAGAGGAUGGAGGACCUGUGUAUGUUCGUGAAAAUGGAAAGCUGUUCCUUGCUGGGUCCAAUUUAUCUAACAGCAGAACACGCUCUGUUGGUCUUUUCUCCAGAGCUUUUUCUGUGGAGCUGUGUCUGAAACAUGAAGAUGCAAGCAGACACAAGGAAAAGUCUUUCUUCUUCACCUACACCGAGCAUGGCAGCUUGCGGUACUCUGCCAAGCCACUUUUUAACCUGACUCUUGAUUUCAUUGCGGACAACAUUCAGUAUGUGGAUUCUCUCAUUGGAUUCCCAGAGCAGAUUGCAGAGAAACUCUUCACUGCCGCAGAAGUUAGACAACAAUUUCACAGGCCUGGCAGUGGGCUCAAAGCCUUGCAGAAAUUUACAGAGGCUUAUGGAGACCUGAUACUGUCCUCUCUGUGCCUUAGGGGCAGGUAUUUGCUAGUGUCUGAGAAAUUAGAGGAAAUUCAGUCUUUUCAAGGUCUACGCUCUCUGGACUUGUCAUGUUGUAAACUGGGAGAUGACCAUGAACUAAUUGGUCACUUUACCUCUGAAGCACUGAACAGCUUGCAGGAAUUAUACUUGAAAGACAACUGUUUGUCAGAUACUGGAAUCCGGAGAAUGACAGCCCCUACACGUGUCUUGCGUAAGGGGCUUGGAAACCUCACAGUGUUGGAUCUCUCAGAUAACCAAGGAAUCACAGACAUUGGGGUAACGUUCCUGUUUGUUUUUAAAAUGCUUCACUUCUUGGAUAUUUCUGGUACAUCUAUACAGGAUGCUACCAUUGGAAAGAUCGAGAAAAGCAUUGGAUUAAAACAUUCUAAGGAACAGCUAACUCGGUUUGAUCAUGUGAACUGUACUACUGAGGGCUGGGCUGAACAGCUUUUCAAUCAGUGGGAAAAAUAUAUCCUCUCCGCCAUUAAAUCAAAGAGAAAAGACAAGGCAAAACCACAGACGGCUGCCCAGACAUUUUAUGGAAAGGAAAAGAAACAAAGCCAACAGGAUUUAAAAAUGUGUAUUUUGCAAAACACACCAACACAAGCACGCAAACACCUGCAGUUUUACAAGCUGCAGGCAAAAGAGAAUGACACGGUGUACUCUGAGUCUACUACAAAUGAAAACUCAACCAACAGAGCUCUAGAGAAUGGAAGACAAACUACAAAUCCAGACCCAAAUACAAAACAGCCAAGUUUUACAUUUUCUGAUACAGACUGGGAAAUGUUAAACAGUUACUAAAACCGAGCUCGUGUUACCCAGAAAGUGGUCCAAGAUCCACUGUGAGCCCUUUUCUUAUGACUUCUCCAUGAGAAGUAUCCCAGUAACUCAUUUUUCUAAUUUACUCUGAAACGAAAUACCAAACGUCCUCUUACUCAUUUUUCUUAUGGGCAGACAAGUUUGGUGGUGAUCUGAAGAGUAAAUUUGCACGUGAAAUUGUUUGACAGUAAGCUACAAUGUGUAUUGUAUUCACUUUUUGUUUUGAUAUCGUGAGUGGAUACUUGGUUCUUGUUGGCCUGUGGAUGUUGUCAGUGCACUGAAAGUACACUGCAGGCCAGUGACCUGAGUCAUAACUAUAUAGGAUUGAUUCACUAAACUGAGAGUUGUACCCCAAAAUAGCUGAGAUAUCAAGACUUUUUCUAGUUUGAUUAUUUUGGCCUAAAUUAUAUAUUAUUUUCUUAUCAGCUCUCCACCGUUCCUAGCUUAGUGUAUAAACCCAUGUAUGUUAUGCUUUCUGUGCAGAAAUCUAUAAAUAGAGGGGUGAGCUGACAAGCAAGUUAUGAAAUUCACGGUUAAAAAAAAUAGGAAAAAUAUCCAACUUGGUCUCUUUUAAGACAUUUUCCAUCUUGACUAUUUUGAUUUUUUUUUUCCAACUUUCUGUCGACUCACUAAUUGUAGUGAACUGGCCCAGGAAACCAAGACAGGAAGGGGUUGUUUAUCCCAAACUAUAGUUUUUGGUUUUUGUCUGAGAGUGUCCAGUCCCCACAAUAGCACUUACAUUGCUAGGAUCUAAUCGAGGCAAUAGCAUUUUGUAUCUUUU
This is a messenger RNA of Pelobates fuscus (common spadefoot toad), 2047 nucleotides long. RefSeq names its product leucine rich repeat containing 42 (gene LRRC42). Gene Ontology annotation, molecular function: protein binding. The record is from RefSeq and is a predicted model, not a curated record. NCBI's taxonomy places the organism in Eukaryota, Metazoa, Chordata, Amphibia, Anura, Pelobatidae. Bases 1 to 1248 code for a protein of 415 amino acids. The transcript has 7 exons.